This is a messenger RNA of Arachis duranensis, 1584 nucleotides long. RefSeq lists its product as uncharacterized. Bases 1 to 1215 code for a protein of 404 amino acids. Gene Ontology annotation, molecular function: RNA binding. Lineage: Eukaryota; Viridiplantae; Streptophyta; Magnoliopsida; Fabales; Fabaceae. Gene Ontology annotation, biological process: meristem development; meristem maintenance. The record is from RefSeq and is a predicted model, not a curated record. The transcript is spliced from 4 exons.
AUGUACCCAGGAAUUGGCCCUGCUUCGUCCACGCACCCUCGUUGGAUUCCGAACCCUCCAUCGGUGCUGCUCCGUCCACGCACCCAGGAAUCAGCGAGGAGAAGAGGAAGAGGAAAACCGGAGAAGCCCUCCACCGAUUCCGCAAUCGAAACUUCGGAGAAGAAGAUGAAAAGAGGGGAGCUUGAUAAGGAAUGGGAGGAGAGGAAGUACGGUGUGGUGGUAGAUGAAGAAAAAGAAGCGUCUUUGUUGGAGAACGGAAAAGUUCGGAACAAGAGGAAGUUGCUGCAUAACCCUGCUGAUAUAAUGGUAUCGAAGGAAGGGUUUGAUGAUGAGGAGAAGCUCUUGAGAACGAUAUUCGUUAGGAAUUUGCCUCUCAAGGUGAAGAAGAAGACCCUGCUCAAAGAGUUCAAGAAGUUCAGUGAGGUUGAAUCCGUGAGGAUUCGUUCUGUUCCGAUACAAGAUACUCAAAAGCCUAAGAAGGGUGCUAUCCUUGCGAAGAAAAUCAAUGAUGCUGCUGAUAGGUAUUCGAGCUUAACUAAACUGAAUAAUUUACCAAGCUGCAACUUCAAUUGCAAUAUUGUAUUGAGUUUAAUGAUGUUGACAUGUGAUCACCCAGUCCCUCUGAAUCGGUACAAUGAAAGGGUGGAGGAGCACUUACAAUUAACUGAUUUUUAUCAUGCAUCUCAGAUUGAGGUAGUCCAAUGUCAGAAAGCACUGGUGAAUGCUCUAAUCGAAAGGUGGCAUCCAGACAUACAUACCUUUCGCCUUCCAAUUGGUGAAUGUGCUGUGACGCUUGAAGAUGUGGCAAUAAUUUUUGGUCUUCCGACGGACGGUCUUCUAGUCACAAAGAUGACAAUGAGUAGUUUUGAAGCCUUGGAGGCGGAGUAUUUACACCAAUUUGGAGUUGCACCCAGUAAGUCGGCAUGUAGAGGAAGCUGCAUAAAACUGACCUGGCUGCGGGAUCUGAAAGAAAACUUACAGUUGACUGAUGAAAACAGUAUACAGAGGUACGUGAAGUGCCACAUUAUGUUUUUGAUCGGAUCGAUCUUGUUUGGGGACAAGUCUGGCACAGGUGUGCAUUGGAAGUAUCUACCACUGCUUCAUGAUUUUGGGAGUAUUGGACAGUACAGUUUGGGAUCGGCAUGCCUAACACAUCUAUACAGGGCGUUAUAUAGGGCAUCUCGUAUGAUUGUAAGGAGAUCGAUGGUCCGCUAACGCUUCUUCUUGGUUGGGCUUGGAUCCGCCUACCAUAUCUAGCGCCACUUCCUAGGGAACCCCGCAGUUUUUUGCUUGCAAACAUGUAAUAUUAUCUUACAAUCACCCCGUAUCUUAUUAUUUAGAAUCCAAUUGUGUUAAUGAAAUAAGUCAUAUUAGGUGGCGUAAUUGGAAGCGUGGAGAUCGUCGUUAUAGAUAACUUACGCUUGCUCACUUUAGGAAGGCCUUCGAUGAUCUUCAGGAAGGCCAGGUGUGUUUUCAUUAAAGAAGAAUUUGUUUCGGGUUUAGUGUUAGUGUUAAUCUUAUUGUUAUUGUUGUUGUUCUUGUCAUUGUGAUUGUGAAGUAGAUUGUAAUCAUGAGUUUACUUUA